GAGAGUGAGGCGGCAGUAAGGGGUGGCUCUACGACCCUCUUCUGAGGGGGGGUGCGAUUAAAGCAAAAAUAAUAUACACACAUAUACACGCCCAGGCCGCGAGAUAGCUCCUAUGUCGACAUUGUCUUUUUUAGUAAGCAUAUAGCUUAAUAACUCUAUUAAAAUGCCUAUUUUACUUUUCCUGAUAGACACGUCCGCUUCUAUGAAUCAGCGCACUUAUUUGGGUACGACGUAUCUGGACAUUGCUAAAGGCGCGGUUGAGAUCUUUAUGAAGCUGCGUGCCCGAGACCCGGCUAGUAGAGGCGACAGAUACAUGCUAGUUACAUUUGAUGAGCCACCAUACGGAGUUAAGGCGGGAUGGAAGGAGAACCACGCCACGUUCAUGAGUGAGCUGAAGAACCUGCAGGCCUCGGGCCUCACCACGUUGGGCCAGGCACUGCGGGCCGCCUUCGACCUGCUCAACCUCAACCGCCUCGUCUCCGGGAUCGACAACUACGGACAGGGACGGAACCCCUUUUUCCUGGAGCCCUCGGUGAUCAUCACCAUCACGGACGGAAACAAGCUAACGCAUAACUCGGGGGUAUCGGAUGAGCUGCACCUGCCCCUGAACUCGCCCAUGCCGGGCAGUGAGCUGACCAAGGAGCCCUUCCGCUGGGACCAGCGCCUCUUCGCCCUGGUGCUCCGCCUCUCCGGCACCGCCACCCCGGACAGCGAGCAGCUGGGCAGCGUUCCCACGGACGAGUCGGCCAUCACACAGAUGUGCGAGGUCACCGGAGGGCGGUCCUACUGCGUGCGAACCCAGAGGAUGCUGAACCAGUGCCUUGAGUCCCUGGUCCAGAAGGUCCUGAGUGGUGUGGUCAUAAACUUUGAGAAGAGUGGGCCGGACCCCCCCCCGCUGGGCGAAGACGGCCUGGUGGACCCAGCCCGGCCCGUCCCAAACCUGGGACCGCAGACUUGGCACAGCUGCCACAAGCUGAUCUACGUGCGCCCCAAUCCCAAGACCGGCGUCCCGGUGGGACAUUGGCCAAUCCCAGAGUCUUUCUGGCCGGACCAGAACUCGCCGACUCUGCCGCCCCGCUCGGCCCACCCCGUGGUACGCUUCUCCUGCGUGGACUGCGAGCCCAUGGUGAUCGAUAAGCUGCCCUUCGACAAGUACGAGCUGGAGCCCUCGCCGCUCACGCAGUACAUUCUGGAGAGGAAGUCGCCGCACACGUGCUGGCAGGUUUUUGUGAGCAGCAGCAGCAAGCACAACGACCUGGGGCAACCCUUUGGCUACCUGAAGGCCAGCACCACGCUCACCUGUGUCAACCUCUUUGUCAUGCCAUACAACUACCCCGUCCUGCUACCGCUCCUGGACGAUCUGUUCAAAGUGCACAAGCUGAAGCCCAACCUGAAGUGGCGACAGGCCUUUGAGAUCUACCUGAAGACCAUGCCGCCGUACUUCCUCCUGCCACUCAAGAAGGCACUGAGGAUGAUGGGAGCUCCCAACCUCAUCUCCGACAACGUAGACUGCGGCCUCAGCUACAGCAUCAUCUCUUACCUGAAGAAGCUGAGCCAGCAGGCCAAGAUAGAGUCAGACCGCCUUAUUGUGUCGGUGGGGAAGAGGCCCCCCCAGGAGACAGGCCUCAAGGUGCGAUGUGCGUCAAGAACCUUGUCCUUGGCUUGCCGGCGCGACUUCCAGCAGCUGCUGCAGGGUGUCAGCGGGGAAAUGGCUCUUCGUCUGGCUGAUAUCAGCCUCAAAGAGUUUGCUGGCUUUCAGGUGGCCCUGCUCAACAAGGACGUGAAGCCCCAGGCGUACCGGAACGCCUAUGACAUUCCCCGACGGGACCUUCUGGACCAGUUGACCAGAAUGCGCUCCAACUUGCUGCGCUCGACGCAGAAGCUCAUGCGAGGGCAGGACGAAGACUCCCUGCACAGUAUCCCUGUGGCCCAGAUGGGCAAUUACCAGGAGUACCUGAAGAUGAUGCCAUCCCCCCUGCGUGAAAUCGACCCCGACCAGCCCAAACGGCUCCACACGUUCGGGAACCCCUUUAAGCAGGACAAGAAGGGGAUGAUGAUCGAUGAAGCAGACGAGUUCGUAACAGGCACCCAGAACAAGAAGAGAGGGGGGGCAGGGGACCCAAAUUUGGGGGUGGCACUGAAGAGAAGGCGGAGCAUGUCUCCCCUUUUGAGGAGACCCCAGUCGGCACCAAUGGUCACCAACCACACGGUGGGAAAGGGGCCCUCAGGGAAAGGUGCGCCGGCUCAGCAGGGACUCAUCAAACCCACUCCCCUUCACAAAGGAGUGGAGGGGAACAGCGUGAUGGGUGUGGAGAGCAACGGAGAUCGAACCCAGAGCACAGAAACGGCCGAUGGUUGGUCUGGCUGUCUAGAUGGCCUAGAGAGAUCCACACUAGGUCUUACCCCAGAGGAGAGGUCAGGAGCCAGCAUGGGGGAAGAAGGGGUCAUGAUGGGGCUCGAGGAUGGCCUAGACGAGAGGUCCUCUACAGACCAUCUGGAAAACUGCGAGGGCCUCAGUCCCCCACAGCAGCAGGGGGCAGCAGAGGAGGCUGGGGACACAGUCACGGCAGGAACUGUGUUUGUUCCGCCUCUGGACGGGACCAAUGCUGAGCUGCGCAUGCGAGUGAUUAAGGAGGUCCGGAAACCUGGCCGUAAUUUCAAGGCGAUAUUCAGUCUCCUGGAAGAGGUGAAGGGGCCCAUAGAGGUGCAGAAGUACUUCAUUCAUAAUGCCAUCAAAGAGGCUGCCAGGUUUAAGAAGCGGGUUCUGAUCCAACAGCUGGAGGAAGCCCUAGUGCAGAUGGACCAGCGACAGCUGCUGCAGCUGCCGACGCGUGUCAACAAUGUCCACGGCAGAUAAUGUGACGGCGGACGCACUCGGGGACAGAAAACACGGAGGACGAGCGCGAGACGGAGACCGGUGGUGAUGGAAACAGACACAGCGGCCUGUGUGUUCGACUCCACCCACCCGCAGCGUGGGAGGGAAGACGUAGGAAGGGGCUGGUAAAUAGAGGGCAAGCAGCUAAGAUGGUGAGUGCAGCACAUCUCCUCCACCACCACCACCAGAGGACGCUACAACCCAGCAGACUCUGUGGAGGAGCUGAGAAGAGGACGCACAUCUGUGAUCCUGUUCCUCCCUGUCCCAUCAGUGGUCAUCUGUGGCCUGGCCACGAGGGGUCUCGUUUGCAAAGGGGCAGGAGUAGGGCAGACAACAGAGAAGUAAAGGUAGGGGUGGUUGGCCAAUGACAGUGAGAGGCCGGAGACACUCCAGAUGCUCCUGUCAUAUACACACACACACACACACACACACACACGUGCCAGUGCACAGCUGGAGAGUAGCAGUCCACCGGGGAGGGCAAAGCGGGGCAGUUAGGCUGCAGGUUGCCUUUCAGCUCUGUAAGCUGGUUACAGGGGUAAGUGGACAUAGUGGGUAUAGGGGGCACCUUGUACUGCUCUGUUGGAGCUCAUAUGCAGCAUCCUGAUAGUCAUCGUCCAGUCUCCCAGUUGGACAGUCAGACUUCCUGAAUAGAGCAGAGAAGGAAGAAACAGCUAAAAGGCCUUCAGCCUAGAGCUGGCUGAACGGUGAGGGUAGGAUGGCGUCCAAAGACACACACACACACACACACACACACACACACACACACACAUCAAGACCAUUUGUCUGCAUGAGGAGUCACAUCUACCUCAGCUUCCUCAUGUUUUCCGAGCAACUUUUCAUCUUUGAGACGUUGCCCUUUUUUUUUUUUAAUUUUUUUAAAGUUUACUUCAGACCGACAUUCCAGCAGUAGUCAGAUGCCAUCGUUUACUGGGUCCCUCCCCCAGUUGUCAGCGUUUCACUGGCCCACAGUGCAGCCUCAGCUCUGGUGGUUGGGAAGCCCAUCUCAUUUUCAAGUCAACCGCCCCCACGGUUCCCACGUAGGAGCGCUGUCAUGUUAUUUAGAGUGGCUCACGACACAUCCCCACACCCCCCGUUAGGUGCACAUAACGCACCAUUCAAAAGCUGCACACACACUAUUGACCCCUUUCGUCACUUCUGUUUUUUUUGUUUAAAUAACGGAUGUAUUAUACCACUUUUUAAUGUUCCUUCUUAAAAAUAGAGAUUAUUUUUGGACAAUAUUCUUAC
Scleropages formosus (Asian bonytongue) is the source of this 4120-nucleotide messenger RNA. RefSeq names its product integrator complex subunit 6-like. The record is from RefSeq and is a predicted model, not a curated record. The coding region runs from base 164 to 2857 and encodes 897 amino acids. Gene Ontology annotation, cellular component: integrator complex. Lineage: Eukaryota; Metazoa; Chordata; Actinopteri; Osteoglossiformes; Osteoglossidae. The transcript is spliced from 18 exons. Gene Ontology annotation, biological process: snRNA 3'-end processing.